Molecule: messenger RNA, 3180 nt
Organism: Anguilla rostrata (American eel)
Lineage: Eukaryota; Metazoa; Chordata; Actinopteri; Anguilliformes; Anguillidae
Product: SPRY domain-containing SOCS box protein 1
Exons: 3
Coding region: 393-1214 (273 amino acids)
Biological process (GO): proteasome-mediated ubiquitin-dependent protein catabolic process
Cellular component (GO): SCF ubiquitin ligase complex
Molecular function (GO): protein binding
Source: RefSeq, a predicted model, not a curated record
AUUUGUACCACGUGACAAGAGAGAUGUUUCUCUCGCGGUAGCAGCCAUCAUUUUACUCAACACAAAUCCACCCUAAAUAAAGAAAGAAGCGCGGAGAUAAAAACGAAAAGUCAUGGACUAGCAGAGGAAUUAUCUUGGAGUGGUUUCCUUCUACGCCUUUUGCCUCUUUGAUUUUAUUUACCAUCUUUUAAAUUUUUACAGGUGGGCUUGACCAACACGUGUUGACCUAGUCGCCUAGCAACAGCGGCGCCGUGAGGACGGGGGCAGUCACCUGAUUGGCCAGAGAGAGGCUGCUGUGGGGGAGGGUCCACAGCGUAGGAUUUUUUUUCCCUUUUUUUUUUUUUUUUUUUAUUGAGGCGGGGGGAAAGGUUGCGCUGAAAUCCACCCGGAGCAUGGGGCAGAAGGUUCCCGGAGGAAUCAAGACUGUGGACAUGCGGGACCCUGCGUUUCGGCCGCUGAAGCUGGAGCUGCAGGCCCUGGACUGCACCAAGCCGGCCCGGCUGGACAUGCUGCUGGACAUGCCCCCCGCCGCCCCCGAGGUCCAGGUGCAGCACUCGUGGAACAACGACGACCGCUCGCUCAACAUCUUCGUCAAGGAGGACAACAAGCUGGUCUUCCACCGGCACCCCGUGGCGCAGAGCACGGACGCCAUCCGCGGCCGCGUGGGCUACACCCGCGGGCUGCACGUGUGGGAGAUCAGCUGGGCCAUGCGCCAGCGGGGCACCCACGCCGUGGUGGGCGUGGCCACGGGCGACGCCCCGCUCCACUCCGUGGGCUACACGGCGCUGGUGGGCAACAACCACGAGUCCUGGGGCUGGGACCUGGGCAGGAACAAGCUCUACCACGACGGCAAGAACCAGCCCGGCAAGACCUACCCCGCCUUCCUGGAGCCCGACGAGACCUUCAUCGUGCCCGACUCCUUCCUGGUGGUUUUGGACAUGGACGAGGGCACCCUGAGUUUCAUUGUGGACGGACAGUAUUUGGGGGUCGCUUUCAGGGGACUUAAGGGCAAGAAACUGUACCCCGUAGUCAGCGCGGUGUGGGGUCACUGCGAGAUCAGGAUCCGCUACAUUAACGGACUUGACCCUGAACCCCUCCCCCUGAUGGACCUGUGCCGGCGCUCGGUCAGAAUGGCGCUGGGGAGGGAGCGACUGAGCGAGAUUCACGGACUUCCCCUGCCCGCCUCCCUCAAGAACUACCUGCUGUACCAAUGACGAUGGGAGGAGCGUGCGCGCGUAGACCGCGGCGGGACGGGACCCCCCCCCCCAAACCGGGGCUGCCCUCAUCACCCAGCUAUCCCGGCCUUCCUCACAACACCGUCAUCAGAUCUGGUUUAUAUCGAUCUCUACGACCCCCCUUUGUGAUGACUGCCAUUGACGACUUUGGUGCUGUCAUUCUAUGACGGAUGAUGAUUCCAGACCUGAUGAUUCGAUAUUUUAAUGUUCACGUUGGUACAUGACCAUUGAAAUAUUCCGUUUUAUGAAUGCUGUUGUGUGUCCUGGGUGCAGAAAUACCUACACUGUCAUGCCGUUAUGAUUCAGUAUGAACUCCAUAAACUAGUAAAUCCCAGGCUGUGCGUCUUUAUGAAUUGGAACGAAAGAAGAACAAGGCAUCGGUAAAUAGGCUGUUGAAAAAAAAAAAAACGACCCUCUGUUCCUUGCAGUCACUCUGGCAGAGAACAGAGAGACUUCCUGUAUUUAAUUCUUUUUUUUUUUUUUUUUUUUAAAGCGCUGCGCCAAGGUUUUUGCAUGGGAGCCAUGUGCAGCCAGGAGACCCACACACACACGCACCCCAAACCCACACCCACAUACAUACACACACACACACACACACACCAAACCCACACCCACAUACUCACACACACACCCCAAACCCACACCCACAUACAUACACACACACACCCCAAACCCACACCCACAUACAUACACACACACACCCCAAACCCACACCCACAUACAUACACACACACACCCCCCCCCCAAACCCACACCCACAUACAUACACACACACACACACCCCAAACCCACACCCACAUACAUACACACACACACCCCCCCCCCAAACCCACACCCACAUACAUACACACACACACACACCCCAAACCCACAUACAUACAUACACACACACACACCAAACCCACACCCACAUACUCACACACACACCCCAAACCCACACCCACAUACAUACACACACACACACCAAACCCACACCCACAUACAUACACACACACACCCCCCAAACCCACACCCACAUACAUACAUACACACACACCAAACCCACAUACACACACACACACACACACACUCUAACCUAUGCACACAUGCACACGCAGAUUGCUGUGGCUUCAAUGCUGUUGAGGAGCUGGUCCCCCUCUUCACUUCAAAAAGCGUCAACGCUCGUGUUUUUACUUUCAAAGCGUGGGGUGCUCUAUGCGCACACCGCACCAACACAUCAGGUUUCUUACUGCAAUAUCUCAAGUGCCUGUUUCACAGAGUACUGGUUAAAACUGAGUUUUUAUGGGGAGAAAAGUUUCAUGUUUUAAAGUGUAUUCUUUAAAUGAUCACGUCACUGUGAUGGGCUCUGUACCGUUUUACCCAUCAGGAAGUCUUACAGCUUAUUUUCUUUAAACUCCUUUUUAUUUUAAAUUUGAAAAAAAAUGUCUGUACAUUGAUCUGAUCAGAUUGUCCAAAAAUGUGUGUGUGUGUGUGGGGGGGGGGGGGGGGGGCGGGUUUGUGUUUGUACAUGAUCUAUGAAGAUUAUUUUAACGGAGGCUGAGAGGGAGUUGGAAACUGGGUUCAUGGCGCUAAAAUUUUAAACUGUAUAUGUGGUGAUGCUGCUGUGUGGUGCCUUGUUCAUGAAUCAUCCAUUGUAAUUUCUCGUUGGGAGACGAUGCUGGGUAAUGGUGACAAUGCAAGGAAAAUGAUGUGCAGCCCUUUUUGACUUAACACAGAGAGGCUGAGACUUGCCGAGAUGUGGUGUUUUUUUUUUUUCUUCGUAGACUUUCUCUUAACAAAUUUGUUUUUAGAUUUGUGCGAUUGUAGUCAUCUGGCGUUCAUUUCUGUUAUGCAUGGAUGCGGAGUGCUGCUCUUUCUUCCUUUCAGGCCUGCACAGUAUCAUUUUCUUUGUAUCCAGUGCUGUAGAUAAUGUCGGUAACUACCUAAUAAAGUUUAUUAUAAAUUA